AUGCUCCGCUACCAAAUCCCACCCGAUAUCCUGCGGUCCAUUUUCUCUCACUGUGACGUCGCGAGCGCACUGGCCAUCGGCACGACCUGUCGACGAUUUCACCAACUUGCGCGAGCGCGAGAACUCUGGGUCGCGCUUUGUGUGCGGCUGCAACAACACGGUGUGCUCCCCUUGGCAGCGACGCUGGUCCCUCCUCUCGCCGCGCUGUCGACGAACAGUCUUGUUGAGCUUGUCAAGCGUGUGGUUCACGGCCCACGGACCUGGGCAUGCGCCGGUGACCUUGUCCCGGAGGUCAGGCACGAGAUUAGGCUGCGGGUGCCUAUACCCCGGCUGCACUCGUACCUCGAGAACGAGGUCAAGAUGCUGCCCAGCGGGAAAUAUGUGCUGUUUUGCAACAACCGGCGGCUGCAGUGCUGGGAUACUGCAUCAGGCAGGCUGCUCUGGACGCAUGCUGCCGCUGUUGAGCGUGCAGAUGUCGCGGCUUUCGCUGCGGAGGAAGGGGAGGACGGGGCCCUGAGGGUCGUUGUCGGCUUGCAUGCUGGCAGGAACUGCAGUGUCCGUGGAAUUUUUGUGGAAGUUGUCGAAGUAGACCUGCGCACCCGUGUACAACACCGUCUUAUUCUCACUCGCCCCGCAUAUGAGCCGGAUGAAGACGGGUUUUCCCAGCCAUGCAUACUCGGUCCGCUUGCUGCCAUGGUGGUCGGGGAUAACAGAAUAUACCUGCUCGAUUGGACGACCAGGGCAUACCUGUUCAUCGAUGUGCACGGCCAGUUUUCGGACGACGACGAGAGCUUCGUGUCUGCGUUCAUGCCCGCGGGGGCCGCACCAAGCGCGAGUCGGAACCGCGUUGCCUUGAUUCCGGGGUAUAUCGUGCUGAAGACCGCCGUUCGCAAGUCAUUUGGCGGAGACGAGCUUCUCCUCGUGGCGCAUAGUGCGCUGGAGAAGCUGUGGACCCGGCUUCCGGACAACUAUGAUGCAACAAAAGACUGGGAUGAGUACGAGCCUGAGGGGGUGCUGGCGCGACAGUUAAAGACAUUCAAUGUGUCGAAGCCUCCUCGUAUCCGGGAGCCCGGGAGUGUGACAGGGCAGGGCAGCGACAGACGCGGCUCGUAUAAAGCAAAUCGGGGGAAGGGGAAGGGAAAAGAACGGUGGCGGCCAUCGGGAAGCGUCGGCCGAAGCGGCCGUGAUGGCCGACGCGAAAAAUUAUCCCGCCCCGCCGCACGCUACAUGGACUGUUUCUCGGUGUCCACGAGUCCCCUCCGCGACGACGCGUAUCGCAUCUGGGUGCGGGAGACCCCUGUUCGUGGGCCAGCCACAUAUUUCGACGAUCCGAUGCUGGCCAAUGUUGCAUGGGACGAUCUGGACGAUGCGCUCGACAGUGUGCGGCAGAAGAGGGAAGACGGCGAUGCAGGCGGGGAGCUCGUUGCGUAUGACAUCACACUCAACAGCGGGCUUUCUCCAGUGGUCAAGCGCUGGUGUCCUGGGGGCCGCUUCAAACCUUCAAAGGGCAGGUGGGCGAAACGUUUGUGCCGUAUUCCGGACAUGUGGUGGAUGCCGCGGCUUGUGGAGUCCGUCCGCCAUUCAGUCGGGCAGAAAGCGAUGGGGAGGAGCUGGGCAUGGUGA
Mycena indigotica is the source of this 1623-nucleotide messenger RNA. RefSeq lists its product as uncharacterized. The transcript has 4 exons. The record is from RefSeq and is a predicted model, not a curated record. Gene Ontology annotation, molecular function: protein binding. NCBI's taxonomy places the organism in Eukaryota, Fungi, Basidiomycota, Agaricomycetes, Agaricales, Mycenaceae. Bases 1 to 1623 code for a protein of 540 amino acids.